Messenger RNA from Dicentrarchus labrax (European seabass), 5552 nucleotides. It is a transcript of the gene dbpa, whose product is annotated as D site albumin promoter binding protein a. Gene Ontology annotation, cellular component: nucleus. The record is from RefSeq and is a predicted model, not a curated record. The coding region runs from base 267 to 1412 and encodes 381 amino acids. NCBI's taxonomy places the organism in Eukaryota, Metazoa, Chordata, Actinopteri, Moronidae. The transcript has 5 exons. Gene Ontology annotation, biological process: regulation of transcription by RNA polymerase II. Gene Ontology annotation, molecular function: DNA-binding transcription factor activity, RNA polymerase II-specific; RNA polymerase II cis-regulatory region sequence-specific DNA binding.
UCCCCCUCUCCCCUUGAAGUCCUUUUUUUAUUUCGCUUCUUUUUGCACAUUAUCCUUCAUGGGACGGGAACACCAGAGGGACGUCAGGUGGAGAUAUUGAGCGCGCGCACGCGUCACCUGCCCGCGCACCUUUUUGACAGCGCGCCUGUCAAUUAGCGUCACUAAUUGGAUUAUAUCGAUCUUGAACUCAACCAUCUGCAGGUUGCUCCUCUGCACCUCCUUCUCUCCCCCCCCCCCCCCCCAGCUCCCCUACCUCCCCUAAAGUUAUGUCAAGGCCCCUCGCUCAGCUUCUACCGCCGGAUCUCCCUGCCGGGGCCACCAGCCCCCAGUUUGGGGCCAGUAACCCGGCUGGAAGUGGCCCCCAAGGUGGACACCUGACCUCCAUGACCAACCUGAAGUCCCUGCUCCAGCUGCCAAUCAAGGCCGACCAGAGAGGCACCAAGGACUGCUGCGAGAUGAAAGACAAAGACAAGCCCGUGGACUCUGAUGAGGACUCAGUGGGGGUCAACGCCGGAGGCCCCGCCGGUGCGGGAGGAGCCCCUGCGUCCGGUGCGUUGCGGCCCAACUCCCAGUCGGCCUUCCUGGGCCCGCUGCUGUGGGAGAGGACCCUGCCGUGUGAUGGAGGCCUGUUCCAGCUGCAGUACAUGGACCUGGAGGAGUUCCUGACCGAGAACGGGAUGGGGAUGCACAGCAAUGGGCCCAGCUCCACCAGCGCCCAGAUCCCUUCCCAGAGCUCCCAGUCGGCGGUGCCCAACCAGAGCUCCCAGUGCCCUCCCACCUCUCCUCCGCCCUGCUCCUCCUCUUCCUCUUCCAUGUCCUCCUCGUCCUCCUCUUCCUCGCUGCUGGGACUGGAGACCGUCCAGCCGCAGCCGCCGCCACCGCCGCCACUGCCACCUCAGCAGCAGCCGCCAGGCAUGAUGGGAGGACCUGAGUGUCUACACGGUGGUCAGGCGGUGCCUCAGGACCCGUCACCCACUUCUACCUGCCCUCCGGGACCUCCCGGACCUCCGGCGGGUGCCAACGGCAGCAGCGACAUCAUGGUGAACUUUGACCCCGACCCGGCAGACCUGGCGCUGUCCAGCGUGCCGGGCCAGGAGGCGUUUGACCCGCGGCGGCACCGCUUCUCCGACGAGGAGCUGAAACCCCAGCCGAUGAUCAAGAAAGCCCGCAAGAUGCUGGUCCCGAAUGAGCAGAAGGACGAGAAGUACUGGUGCCGACGCGUCAAGAACAACGAGGCGGCGAAGCGCUCGCGGGACGCCCGGCGGCUGAAGGAGAACCAGAUCUCUGUGCGCGCCGCCUUCCUGGAGCGGGAGAACGCCGCCCUUCGCCAGGAGGUGGCAGACAUGAGGAAAGAGCUGGGCCGCUGCAGGAACAUCAUCAACAAGUACGAGAGUCGACACGGAGACUUGUGAGGAGGAGGAAGAACAACAAGAGGAAGAUGAAGGAGGAAAGGGGCGGGAGGGGAGGAGGAAAUUAGAAAAAGGGUACAAGGCAACCCAACAACAGCAGCACUUUAGUUGAAGUGGCGAAGGGGGAGGAGGCCGACGUAGAUCUGCAGUAAGCGCUGUGCGACACCGGGCGCAAACACGAAAAAAGUGUGUUUUAGUGUGAGCGCUGUGCUUCAGGAUGGCACGACAGGAAAGCACAGCGACACCAUUUUUUCCAGUUUGACUCUCUUUGUACAUGCUGCUCCGUUGAACCCACACAACGUACUGUAUCACACCUUGUGUCACCUCGGCAGCUUUACGUCACCCUCGGUGCUGUGCUUACGGUCGGUGUCGCACGGCGUUUUUGCAGGUAGUGCGUCCCGGCCGCUGCUCCGGGCCAGUUCAAACAGGGUGUUGAAUUCACAUUAUGCCAGUGAAAUCUCACUUUUUAAGCUCAAGGCACGGAUACAAGCCAGGAGAGGUCAGAUGUGUAAUUUUUUUCUAUAAAUAGGACAAAAAAAAAACAUGUAUAUUUUUGAACUGGGCAGGAAGGCAAGACUAGUCCAGCAAAGGGAGGAGGAGGAGGAGGAGGAGGAGGAGGAGGAAGAGGUGCAGGGUUUUCGUCCAUAACGCAAAGAGAUUUUGACAUAGGAUUAUUGUAUAUUUUUCUAUUAGCAGAGAUAGUCAGGAGAAGGAUUUUGGAGAUAAUCUUUUGUAUAUUUUAUAUAUGGGGCGGGGAGGGGCUGUUAGCUGGACAGUCACGGGGCCACACGAAACGCUUUUCCUCCCAGCUGUUUCUUGCUAAACAACAAAUAAUCUAUUUUCGAUCUCACGGAGCUGGUUAGUCGGGAGGCCGAGGAGGCGCAACAGAGAAUGUAUCACGGUUGAAUCAGGUAUUUUACAAGGUGUGAGGCGAGGCCAGGUAUCUUAGUAACGAUUGUUUUUCGGCAUCUUUGGGGCGGGGCGUUAGCAGGAAGACGGUGAAACAAAAAUUGUAUAGAUUUAAGAAAUUUUUGUGUUCGUUUGUUUUUCUUUGUGGGCUCGUUGAAGAACUUGAUUCGUUAUCUUCUAUUUGAUUCCGUGUCUGAUUCUUUUUUUUUUUUUUUUUUGAAUAAUCGCAGGGCUUUUUAUUUUCAAAGGUGAAGGAGAAAAAGAGAGAGAGGAAAGCAAGGAAGUAAUUAGCCAUCAGAACAGCUGGAUGUGAGCAGAUGUUUUUUAAGGAAUAUAAGGUGGAGGAUUUCGCUGGCAGGUUUUUUGCAUUUAGUUUGGUGUCUUGCUCACACACACACACACUCGGACACACAAUUUGUUAACAAUAAUACGACACGGUUGCGGUCUUUCUCUCUCUAUUUACUCCUCGAAUUUGUCCAGGAAGUGCAAAAAUGAAAUACUAACUGGUUUAGGGUUGAUUUGCCCAGAUUGAACAGUGACUGAGACCUUCAGCAUGCAGACACACAGCAAACACACACACACACACACACACACACACAGUCCUCACCCAGGUUUUAACCCUUAUUGUUGUUGUUGAUGUUGUUAUGGACUUCUAUGGUGCUGAUCUGAUUUGAUCCUUCACCUGACGCACACACAAACACACACAAAAACCCCAACCACACACACACGUGCAGACAUACCUACAUCUCAAACACAGUACUGAACUGCCUAUACCCUUUCUUUGUCUUUUAUUCCUUCUUUUUAGUUUAUUUUUCCUUUUUUUUGUUGCAUAUUGUAUCGAUAAAUCGUAUAUAGAUUUACACACAACACUUGUCUAUACCUCUCCUUCAAACUUUACCCAAUGAGAAACGAGAAAUGCACCCUACUGCUACUGUACCAUACAACUGUACUAUUGAAUAUUAAACUAUUCUCUCACUAGAUAUAUAUAUAUGUAUAUGAUAUAUGCUUGAAUUAUGUGAUUAUAGUUGUAAUAUACAUAAUUGAAUAUAUUACAGAGAAACCCAUCUGAAUCAUUUUGUCAGUUUUUUCUCAGGUGUUUUUGUCUGAGGUAUUAAAUACACGUAUUAAAAAAAAAAAAACACGCAAAAAAGUCUUUGAUUGGAUCACAGAAUCUGUGGUUUGUUUUGUUUGUUUUUUUGGGGAUGGGGGGGUAAUAUUUUAUUUUUCUUGUUGCAUUUCAGAGCUGUUGGGAUUUAUUGUUAUGACUCUGUUAAACCCCAGUUUAUUACUAACUCACUACGGGGCAGAAAACGUUCUCCUCAGACCAAGUGACCGUUCACUAAGCUCCGCCCCCUUCAGUUACUGUUGCUACGGCCGUCAAGCUUUCCAUUUUAGUGGCGGUUUUACCUCUCGAAAAUCUAAAUUAUUUCCUUUAAUGUCAGACAGGCAGCUUGUUCGAUCUAGUCCACGAUCUUUUUAUUACCGGCUAAAAUGAGAACUCAACUCCAUCGUCUGAAAUCUCUCCGUUGUUCACUUCAUUCCCUACAUAAUAAAAUCUCCAUUAUUUACUCAAUAGUGAGCAAGAAAUUGAGAUUUUGGAUGAAUUUUGUCAUCACUGACAUCUUUAAAAAUGUAUUGACGCAAUACAGAAAGCAACUUUUUCUAUUUCAUUGUGCAAAUUUAUAUUAAAUAAAUAAAAAUAAAAUUCACUUUCAGAAUUUGGACACCAAUCGGUAACGGGAUUGAUUUUGGACACAGCGACAGAUUAACCAUUAGUAUUCUUUGAAACAAGAGGACCUUGAUUUUAGACACAAGUGGACAAGCAGCCUCUCAUUAGAUUUUAUACAUACAUUAUACAUAUUUUAACAUUUACUCAGCCGUAAACUGUAAAAACGCAGCUGGAGACCGACUCAUAUGCAUAAUGAGAAAUGUUUAAAAGGGUCUUAAACAUGCAUUUAACGGCUACAUGCAUUACAUCAUGCUAAUGUGCUGUAAUGAUGUGUGAUGAGACAGAAAAGAUGGAGAUCAGUUAAUUAAGCAAAACAUUAUUCUGUCUCCGGCUGACCUUUAAUGUUUCCAGGUCGGUGAGACCCCUCUAAAAGGGAUCAUCAAUAUGCACCACAUACAGGCUGUAAUGCUGAAACACUGAGGCUACCACAGGAAGACACGGAGCAGUGUUGCUCUGGUUUUGCUUUAUUGUAUUUCCUUUAAAAAGUUCUAAAUGACUUCUUUAUGUAGUUAACCAUGCUUGCUAAUGUUACAGUUUUUGGAAAGGAGAUUAAAAAAAAGCCCUAAAAGUUGCCGUCGCUGAGCUAUGAUUGGACAGUUGCUGUUUGGGGGAGGGGCUUAGUGAACGGUUUAUUUAGAGAUGGCAACUAAACCUUAUUUAAAGGUUUAAAAGUUCUUGUUGCCUGCUUUACGGUUGCUGGUGUUGUAAUUGCUAUUGUUAUACGUUUCUUUUCAGUUUCAUGCAACAGCUUGUUUUCUUCAAAGUAAGCUGUGAUUUGAUUCUUGCAUAAAUCCCCUUUUGAUUCCCCAGAACAACUUUUCACUUGAUUUCCCAUGAGUUUGCUGUUGGCACCAUCCGCAGACUUAAGUGAACCCCAGGUGUAUUAUGGGAGCUGUAGUUGUAUCCCCGAUAUAUUUACACACUAUAUAUUUUCCUUUUUCUUGUUUGAUUCAUUUUUUUUGGGGGGGGGGGAGGGGGGGGUCUGUUUAAACCUGAUACACAGACAAAAACUUUUGAAUUUAAAUCCCUGGAAGAAAAGUCUCAGAGCUUCUUACGUCUCCAUCUGUUGGUGGAAGAAGAAAGCCAUGUGUUUUUUUCUUUUUUGAUAUCUGGGAUUUUUGAUUCACAGACGUUUCAGAAACUUUUUGACAGUGCUAUUUUUCUAUGUAACUGUGUUGUUGAGCGUGUUGCAACUUUUUCUGGCGGCCGUUUGAGGCCCACUCUUCACAUGGUGGCGGUGACAAUUUACUGCUGUACGAUGAAAACAGCAUUGCGGGUAAUAAUGACAAGAAUAAUAAUGUACACAGCCAUGUUAUUUCUCCUUCAAUUUUGUGGAUUCUCAGAUAACUUCUCCAUGUUGUGACUGUUAUGAACUACAAGUCCCAUGAGCGCAACACUACCCCGACUCCUCACCAGUAUUGUGUGCUGUCCACAGGGAUGAUGGCAUAUGUGUUCUGGCUUCUUUUCCCUCCAAACACCAAUAAAGGCUUAUCCUUACUCACUGA